CCUCUGUCUCGCUGCUCUCUGCUGUAGCGAUUGCCGAGGGUUCGCCUGCUUCUAGCCACCUCCCUUCUCUGCUGCUAUCUAAGCAACAGCUCCCAGUUUAAAUGUGUUCCCUUGGUUGCCUGAGGCCGCACCUUCUCUCCUUCUCCUGCGCACUGUCUUGACUCCCAUGGGCAGACUUGGUUUCCACCUUUAUCCUGUAAGCAAAGAUGUGGUUGUGUUGCAUGGCCGAGUGACGUCUCUGGCAGCACGACUUCCAGGACUCAGAGGGAUUGUCAACAGCAAGCAGAAUGCUUUUCCCACCGUCUGCGCAGGAGUCUCCGCGUGGUCUCCCAGAUGCCAAUGACCUGUGCCUUGGACUGCAGUCUCUCAGCCUGCCAGGGUGGGACAGGCCGUGGAGCACCCAGGAUUCAGAUGCUGCAGCUCAGCCCAGCACGCAUUCUGUUCUUAACAUGCUGAGCAAUCCUCUGGGGAAGCCCCCCUUGGGUUUCCUGCCACUGGAUCCCAUUGGCUCUGAGUUGACAGAGAAUCUUCCAGCCUCGGCUUUGAGGAGCUCUCGCCUGGAUAGCAGCCGUUCGCUCCUGUAUUCCCGCUCCAGCAGCCCCUCAGACUCUGACACCAGUGGAUUCAGCUCUGGUUCUGACCAUCUCUCAGACUUAAUUUCAAGCCUCCGCAUCUCCCCGCCUCUGCCUUUCCUGCCUAUUGGAGGUCUUACCAGAGAUUCCUUAAAUGGGGCAGGGUCCCACCUGGAUCAAGACCAAGCUACUCUGGCUGCAGUCACUUCCACCCCAACCAGCAUCCCUAAGCAGUGGCCUGGAGCAUCCACAUGGCCUUCUUGGAACCUGCCAGACUCUCCAGAGGACCCGUUUAGUAUUGAGAGAGAAGCAAGGCUUCACAAGCAGGCAGCAGCUGUGAACGAGGCCACCUGUACAUGGAGUGGGCAGCUCCCGCCAAGGAAUUACAAGAAUCCAGUCUACUCCUGUAAGGUGUUUUUAGGAGGAGUACCCUGGGAUAUCACAGAAGCGGGUCUCAUCAGCACUUUCCGUGUGUUUGGCUCUCUGAGGGUGGAGUGGCCUGGUAAGGAUAGCAAGCAUCCCCGCUGCCCUCCCAAAGGUAAUAUGCCCAAAGGCUAUGCCUACCUGGUGUUUGAGUCAGAGAAAUCUGUACGCGCUUUGCUCCAGAAUUGUUCCCGUGACGUGCUGAGCCCCAGCGGCCUGAGCGAGUAUUAUUUCAAGAUGUCCAGCCGCAGAAUGCGCUGCAAAGAGGUGCAGGUGAUUCCAUGGGUCCUGGCAGACAGCAACUUUGUGCGCAGCCCAACUCAGAGGCUCGAUCCUGGAAAAACUGUCUUUGUGGGAGCUUUGCAUGGCAUGUUGAACGCGGAAGCCUUAGCAGGGAUCCUCAAUGACCUGUUUGGAGGUGUGGUGUAUGCCGGUAUUGACACAGACAAGCACAAGUACCCUAUUGGAUCUGGCCGUGUAACCUUCAACAAUCAGCGUAGCUAUCUGAAAGCCGUGAGUGCUGCGUUUGUCGAGAUCAAAACGACCAAGUUUACAAAAAAGGUUCAGAUUGAUCCAUACCUAGAAGAUGCCAUGUGUCAAGUCUGCAGGACUCAGCCAGGUCCCUUCUUUUGCAGAGAUCAGGUCUGCUUCAAGUAUUUCUGUCGCGCCUGCUGGCACUGGAAACAUUCCAUGGAGAUCUUGCAUCACCACCGCCCACUGAUGCGCAAUCAGAAGAACAGAGAUGCCAGCUAGAGCUGUGGCCGAGGCCGCUGCAGCUUUGCAGAGAGAAGCUCUUCUGUUUACCUGCCACCAGGGAGAGAAAGAGCCCAGGGCUGCUUGCCCGUGCCACCACCCAGGCUUGGGGAAUGCCCGUUUUUGAAAAAAAACGUAACGGGGAAUCUUGCCUUCACGUUUGCACUUGCUGGUCUUUAUUUGUUUCUGCACUUAAUGCACAGUGAAGUUUUGUCAGGGGUUUGUUUGGGGGGGUUGAGAGGGGAGGGCCCCCCUCAAACAAUUCUGCAGUUCCCAGACUUUGGUUCCUUGUUGCUGACUAGAAGCAUAAAGGGGCCUUGUGUUGAGAAGGUGUUGAAUGCAGAUGCCUUCGCUUCCGUUUCUUAUUUAUCAAGGGCCCUUUUUUUACAUUCCUUGCAAUACUGAUGGUAAUAAUGCAGGUCUCAUUGGCUCCGUUUUUUUGCAGUUGCCAUACAGUGCCUUUCCAUUCAUUUAACCCCCCCAUCUGAACGGAAUAAAAUGAAUGUUCAGCUGGUGUUUUUUACUGUAACAACAAGGAGACUUUGUUCUUCACUUAAACCAAAUCAUAUUUCAUAUUUUACGCUCCAGGAUUUUUACCAGUUCCUUUUUACACUCUUGAAAAUGGUUUUUAAGUCGUUUGAGACUAGAUUUUUUUCUUUCCUGGCAGCUUUUAACAUCAUUGCAACUUGUGUCUGGGAGCUGUUAGUUUAAAAAAAAAGUUUCCCAGUUGUGAAUAGCAGUAUUUGCAACCCAGAAGGAUAGGAUUUUUGGAUUUUGAAACUGGACCGGAUAAACGAUCUUUGAGCUGCUGUAUAUAGUUUGUUGCACUUUAAGUUGCACUUAAGGGGGCUUGAUAAAGAUUUUUAAUCACAAAGUCACAAGACUUCAAUUUUCUUUUUAUAACGGAGCUGAUUUAAGGGCUGUGCUUCCAUAGGGCAGGCAAAGGUUCCUGUGAGCCCUUUUCUGUUUAGAGAUGAGUAAAAUAACUUUAAGGAAUGUACAGAAGAGAAGUACAGCCCACCGAUCGUGCUGGGAGUUGAAGUUUUGAUUUUGUUUUAUUUUUUUUCCCUCUAUUUGGAAGCUAUGUGCCAAAGAACCAGUGUCAUAAGUUCUCCCUUUUUCCUGCUGAGCUGAUGUUGCAUAUUCCAGCUGCUCUUUGUGGGGUUUUGUGAACCAGUAUGUGAAGUCUCUACCUCAUUGUAGUAUAUGCAGGCAAGACUGCACUCUCCUACAGAUGCGUGGAGUAAGCUGUGAUGUAGUUCUUGGCACAUAAUAAACACGUUGCAGCAAA
Molecule: messenger RNA, 3039 nt
Organism: Pogona vitticeps (central bearded dragon)
Lineage: Eukaryota; Metazoa; Chordata; Lepidosauria; Squamata; Agamidae
Source: RefSeq, a predicted model, not a curated record